Molecule: messenger RNA, 974 nt
Organism: Vanessa tameamea
Lineage: Eukaryota; Metazoa; Arthropoda; Insecta; Lepidoptera; Nymphalidae
Exons: 3
Coding region: 197-853 (218 amino acids)
Source: RefSeq, a predicted model, not a curated record
CAAAUAUACAAUAAACUUUAAACGCCAGUGUUAGCAACGUUUUUCGUUAUAAUUUGAAAUCACUAUAAUAUAGAAAGAACUUGCAAUUGAGUGAAAAGUAUCUUUAAUUAUAAAAAACCAAAUACAAUAUAGCUUUACUCGUUUAUAAUGUGUUAUUUUAUCCGUUAAGUAAAAGUUCAAAAGUUUAAUUGCUAUCAUGUCCAGUAAAUUAAAUGCGGAAACCAAAGAAAAUUUAUCGUGUGAAAUCAAACGAUUGCAAGAAAGAUGUCUCGACAUUUGUAAUAUCAUAGAAAACUCUCCUUUCGACGCAACAAUAUCCGUAAAUAAUGUAGGAGAAAGAGCUCUUAGCUAUGUAGAAGGCUUACGAGCGGAGAUACAAAAUUCAACGACACACAUACCGAUUGACGAAAAUUUAAUAGUAACACAAUUUCUUGCUGAAAUAAAAGAAAAGACUGAACAAGUUAAGGAAUUUACUGCAUUCACGAGAGGAACCAUUCUUGAUAUUGAUAAUGAGAUACAAAGGUUAAAUGAUUUGACGAAUACAGCAAAAGAAGCACUAUCUCGACCUAGAAUAGUACAGUGUGAAGUCAGGCCAGAACACUUACAAAAAGCUAAAGAAACAUUCCACAUUUUGAAAACAGAACUUCAUGGACUCAUCCAAUCAUUGUUCCCGAAUGCAAGUGAUUCUAUCGUUGAAGUUAUGGGACAAUUGAUGCAGGAAAAACUUAACGAAGAAUCCAGUGGCUAUGUUCAAAUUACUCAAGAGAACUACAGGAUUAUAGAACUUUUAAAAGAUAUGAACAUUGUGACAAGUAACCCUUAUAAUAAUAUGGAAGUAAAAAUUGCCUAUUGAAUUCAUAUCACUUAAAUAUUAUAUUCUAAUAAUCGUAAGACUUUGUAUACAAUAAUUAUCAAAAAUUAUGUGUUUUUUUUAUGUUUUCACUGUAUAAUUUUGUAUUAAUAAAUAAUACUGA